Messenger RNA from Aspergillus mulundensis, 816 nucleotides. RefSeq lists its product as uncharacterized. NCBI's taxonomy places the organism in Eukaryota, Fungi, Ascomycota, Eurotiomycetes, Eurotiales, Aspergillaceae. The coding region runs from base 1 to 816 and encodes 271 amino acids. The record is from RefSeq and is a predicted model, not a curated record. The transcript is spliced from 2 exons.
AUGGGCACCUGGAACACAGCUCCAGACGGAAAUGCCCCUCCGAUCACUAUAGGAUCUGUUCCCUCUGAUGAUUCAGAUAAAGAGUGGUUUUUCAACAAUAUCCAGAUGUGUGCUGAGAGGGUGGACGAGUCGCAGAAGGCUAUCAGAGAGAGGUACCAGCCCGCAGAAGGCGAAGAGGCCCCUUCCGACCUCACGAUUCGCGCUCUCGCCCAUCGUCUACAAGCGUACACCCUGGCAUGCCACGCCUUCGUUACGGCCGAGGAUGCUAGCAGGAUCGAUUAUAAGGCCGUGUCGCCGAUGAUGACCGACGCCAGUAGCGGAGCAUUGUCGGACUUCGCUAAGGAGGUGCCUCCAGCCACACUGGGUGAUGCGGCCAUCAUAAUCAAACGACUGAUAGAGCACGAUCUCGCGCGCAAGAAGGACGGCGAGGACGAUAUCGACCUGUUCCGUAAGGCUUACGCUGGCGUGGUGGGCGUGGCGACGCCCGAAAACCUCCAGGAUUAUGUUGACAAGUUGAAGGGCGGGUUGUGCGAGGACCGCAAUGCAAAACAUGCGCUGAAGGCGCUGGUGGAAGAAGGUAAAAUGACGAAGACUGUGGCGGACAAGAUCAGGGAGUCCAUCGAAGGCCCUGCCAUAGCGGUCUUUGUGGAGCUUUAUGGCACCAUCGACAUAGCUACGGUCGGAGAUGCUAGUGUCAUCGAGUCGGAGAUAGCCAUCCUCCAGACCCUUGACGAUGAUCUCUCGCUCGGGAGUUGGUUCCUAUCGGUUGUGCCUGAGCACUGGCGUCUAUUGGUCUCUGUAACUGGGGCUGAUUAG